Molecule: messenger RNA, 1042 nt
Organism: Silurus meridionalis
Lineage: Eukaryota; Metazoa; Chordata; Actinopteri; Siluriformes; Siluridae
Product: low affinity immunoglobulin gamma Fc region receptor II-like
Exons: 11
Coding region: 1-813 (270 amino acids)
Biological process (GO): cell surface receptor signaling pathway
Molecular function (GO): transmembrane signaling receptor activity
Source: RefSeq, a predicted model, not a curated record
AUGGUCACAUGUGAAUCUCCCCGAGUGUCUCUGAUCAUCAAUCCCAGCAGAACUCAACACUUUACUGCUGAUUCUCUCUCACUGAGCUGUGAGGACCAGAGAGACUCUACUGGAUGGACAGUGAGAAGAUACACACACAGUGAGGCAUCGCUUGAUUGUUCAUCAGUUUCAGGAUCUACAUGUAACAUCAGCUCCCUCUCUCCAUCACACACUGGAGUUUACUGGUGUCAGUCUGAAUCUGGAGAACGCAGUAAAUCUGUUAACAUCACAGUACACAAUGGUGAUGUGAUCCUGGACAGUCCUGUCCAUCCUGUAACUGAGGGAAAUCCUCUGACUUUACGCUGUUUAUAUCACAACACAAACAUCUCAACUGGUAUUGCAUUCUAUAAACAUGAUUCAAUCAUCCAGGAUCAGACUACAGGAGUGAUGACCAUCAGUAGUGUCUCAAAGUCAGAUGAAGGUUUCUACCACUGUAAACAUCCAGAGAGAGGAGAAUCAGUGAAAAGCUGGGUUUCAGUCAGCGUUUCACCUUCUGGAUCCAGUGGUGCAAUUUUGGGACUAUGUUUGGCCUUUGUGUUUGUCAUCAUAAUAAUUGCACUCAUUCUGCUGUUGCGCUACAGGAAGAAAAAAGGUGUAGAAUAUCAGCCUCCCUCUACAGUAAAUCAGGACACCACACAGCCUGCAGGUGCUGAAAGCAUCUAUGCAAAUGCUGAUAUCAUGACCAGAGCUGGCCCCAGCAAUGGAAACUAUCCUGAUGUUGUGACAAGAAAAAUAAGCAAAACGAUGAUGCAGCCAGAGUGCCAUGUGAUAUGAAAGAUUUACACAUUGAGAUGAAGAACCUCAAACUUCACAGUAAAGAUGCUGCCACCGAACCGAGUGAUUUGACUUAUUCUGAAAUUAACAUUAAAAAAUUUAAGAAAGCGAAGGGAAAACAAGGAAAGAGCAGUGAGGAAGCUGACACUGUGUACUCAGAACUGAAGCAAAACCCAGAUAAAGAUGCUGCUGCUGGAGGAUGUGAUGUGACUUAUGCUGAUAUUGACCU